GCGGUGAAGGCCAAUCCGACGGGAAGCCAGCACAUCACGUCAUCCUUCGGUGGCGUAUAGUGAGAUCCACUUUUCUUUGCUCUUCCCUUCCCGUUCUCCAUUCAAUUGCGUUGCCAGGGUACUCCUAGGGUUAGUGUUCAUAUUGUUCUAUCCUAUCAGAUGCAGUACAAGUGUCAAAUGUUGUGAUUUUGUUGUCAUGUGCCCUAGGACAUUAUUUAGAUUAGUUCAGAUUAUGUGCUUUGUUUGUCCUGUGCCUAGGGUUGACAUUUUUAGAUUAGUUCUGAUGUUGUGCUUUGUUUGUCCUGUGCCCUAGGGUUUACAUUUGGUUAUUAGUUUUAUUAGUGUUUCAUUAGUGCUUUAUAUUAUUUGCAGUCUGGAUGAUGAGGUUUGGGAAUUGAGGAUGCAUUUCCAUGACAGAGACAACAUUGAGAGAUCUAUGAUGGUGUCAGACAUAACAUUUUACAACCUAGUAGCACUGAUAGAAACAGAAGGUUAUGGAUUUAAAGAUUACAUGUACUAUGUCAGGGAUCCUGGGCUAGGGAUAUAAGGAAUGGAAGAAAUAGAUGAUGAUGACAAGCUUGAGGAAAUUCUAGACAACAUAGCAUUGCAAAAUCAGAAGAUAUUGAAUGUGACAGUUGUUAGGGCCAGUUCUCCCAAUGCUGCAAGUAUAAACACCAGCUCCAAUGUUAUUGAGCAGCAAAUCCCUCUAGAAGAAAUUGGAGAGCCCAAACUAUAUCAGAUAGAUGAAGAAGGAGUGCUGUUCAGUGCACCAGAUGUGCAUGUAGCAGCAGCAAGUUCAGAAGCAGCAGAAGUGGAGCCAAUGCCCAUACAGUUUCAAACACAGCAUAGCACCAAUUUGGAGGAGCAACUUGCUUUAGGUUAUGUACAAGUGGAAGAAAAUCAUGUAUACAAUUCAGAGGAGCAAAUGGAAAUUGAAAAGGUUAUGGAGAAGACAAGGAGGAAGGAAAUUGAAAUGUUUAGAAAGAAUACGAAAAAUAAAGAGAAGGUCACUUCUGUGAAGAGAAAAGCUGCAGUGAUGGAUAAUCAGGAGGACAGUGAUGAUGAUGAUUUGGAAGAAUAUGGUGAUAUCCUUGCUAGGCUUGAGGAGAUGAAAAGACAGAGGGAAGAUCCACUCCUUCAUUUUGAAGGGGACACAGAUGUUGAGGAAAUGUAUGAGAUAGAGGAGGAGGAUGCACUAUAUGAGCCUGAAAGUGAAGAAGAGGAGGAAGAGGAUGAAGAGAGUACUCUGGAGGAAGAGAGUAAUCUGGAGCAAGAGCAAGAUGGACAGAAGAAGAAAAAGGAGAAGAAACACAGAAAAGGCCCAACAAGCAGAUCACAUGCAAGUGUAGAGGAGUUGUUUGAGGAGGACUGGAUACCAUCUUCUGAUGAAGACAAGAAACCAAUGGACUUGGGUGUGGAAGAUGAUGAUGGUGCAGAGGCAUUGGCAUAUGUUUUGGCCAAUGGCAGGAAAAGCAGAGCUAAGAAGAUGAAGAAAAGGUUAUGGUAUGAUGAGAAGAGAGCUCACCUAGGUGAGCAAUUUGUGAAGCAUCUUUGCUUCAUUGAUGUGUACCAGUUCAGGAAUGCACUUCAAACAAUGCACAUUGCACAGAACAGGAACCAUGAGUACCAUAGAAAUUGCAGUGACAGGGUUAUAGCACAAUGCAUAGAUGAGACAUGCCCUUUUUAUAUAGCAGCUUCUCAGAUUGCAAAUGAGAAGACUUUUACCAUAAGGAAGCAGUAUGUGGUGCACACUUGUCCUUCUGUGUCAGAGAACACAAAAGUUACUGCUAAGUGGGUUGCAAAGUUUUGUGAGGAAGCAAUCAGAAAUGACCCAUGCACAACAAUCACUACUAUAAUUAACACUGCAAAGAGCAAGUAUGGAGUGGAAAUAUCAACCCACAUGGCAUACAGGGCUAAGAAGGCAGCAAAGAAUGUUGUGUUAGGAGAUCAGAAGGCCCAGUACACCAGGAUUAGGGAUUAUUUGCAGCAAAGAAUGUUGUCUUUGGCAGCUUACAGUCCUAUAAUAUAUCCUGUACCUGGCCCUGACAUGUGGCCAAGGACAGAUAGUUUGGACAUUGAGGCUCCUGUUUUCAAAGAACACAAGGGCAGAGCACAGACUAAGAGGAGAAAGGGCCAAUUUGAGAAGCCAGCUCCCAAAGACACUUCAAGAAUGGCCUCAAUUACCUGCUCCAACUGUAAAAAGGUGGGCCAUAGGUACACCAAUUGCCAUGAUGCUCUAAAGCCUGCACUUGCUAUGAGAAAGAACAAACAUCAGCCAAGCACCAGCUCUUACCCACCUGAUAGUAGAAGCACACCAGCUCCAGCAAGGACUGUAGCCUCUGCUGCUGCCACUGCUGGUGGAUCAUCAAGGAGGGCAACAUCUGCUGCUAGUCCAGCUCCAGCAAGGACUGCAGCCUCUGCUGCUGCCACUGCUGGUGGAUCAUCAAGGAGGGCAACAUCUGCUGAUAGUCCAGCUCCAGCAAGGAGGGCAACAUCUGCUGCUAGUCCAGCUCCAGCAAGGAGGGCAACAUCUGCUGCUGCUCCAGCUAGGAGGCAGCCAGCUGCUCCAGCUGCUCCCAAGGGUAAGGCAGCAGCCAGUAAAUCUUCAUCAUAUGCUCCCAAGAGUAAGGAAUAGUUGCUCCCAAGGGUAAGGCACCAGCAACCAGAUCUUCAUCAGCUGCUGCAAAGGGACCAAGGUUAGCUUUCAUGCCUCCAAGACCAAGUGAUGGUUCCCAGAGAGCCAGGAAGCCCAGCAACAGAAUGAAGGAUUACUUGACUGCCUCUAGUGCAAAAUGGUGAUGAUGGUGAUUUGGUUGUGUUGAUGUUGUAUCAAACUAUGGCAUUUUGGUUGUGUUGUGAAACUAUGUUGUGUUGUUCUGCUACUCCAGUUAUGCUACUCUGGAAUUCUAUUAGUCCUGUGAUGAUCAACUGUUAUGAUCAAUUUGUGUCAAACUAUGGCAUUCUAGUAGUACUGGUGAUGCUGUGAUACUCUUGAUGCUGUGAUAGUCAUGAUGCUGUGAUAUUCUUGAUGCCUCGGCGUCGACAAAAAGCCAAAAACCCUAACUUGGCCUACUUGAUGCCUCAAAAUCGACAAAAAGCCAAAAACAACCCUAAUUGACCCUACUUGAUGCCUCGACAUCGACAAAAAGCCAAAAACCCAUCACUUGACCCUACUUGAUGCCUCAGUGUCGAUAAAAAGCCAAAAACCCUAACUUCGCCUACUUGAUGCCUCGACAUCGAUAAAAAGCCAAAAACCCAUCACUUGACCCUACUUGAUGCCUCGGCAUCGAUAAGCCAAAAACCCUAACUUGGCCUACUUGAUGCCUCGGAGUCGAUAAAAAGCCAAAAACCCUAACUUGGCCUACUUGAUGCCUCGAUGUCGAUAAAAAGCCAAAAACCCUAACUUGGCCUACUUGAUGCCUCGACAUCCACAAAAAGCCAAAAACAACCCUAAUUGACCCUACUUGAAGCCUCGGUGUCGAUAAAAA
Aegilops tauschii subsp. strangulata is the source of this 3488-nucleotide messenger RNA. RefSeq lists its product as uncharacterized. The record is from RefSeq and is a predicted model, not a curated record. NCBI's taxonomy places the organism in Eukaryota, Viridiplantae, Streptophyta, Magnoliopsida, Poales, Poaceae.